Molecule: messenger RNA, 1610 nt
Organism: Ooceraea biroi (clonal raider ant)
Lineage: Eukaryota; Metazoa; Arthropoda; Insecta; Hymenoptera; Formicidae
Product: E3 ubiquitin-protein ligase TRAIP-like
Source: RefSeq, a predicted model, not a curated record
CCUGGGUCGUCCUUCGAGGCUCCAUGAAGCUUCCAUUAAUGAUCCACGGAACGUCGGUUAGUCAUCCACCGAGGCUCCGUGAACCCUCUAUGAAUGAUCCACAAAACGUCCAAUCGACGUCCCAUGGACGUCUGUGAAGAUGUCUAAUGGAGGUCCAUUGGACGUGCGCAAAGCGGAACUAUGGAUUUCUAGUGGCUGUUCAUUGGAUGUCUAAAGGACGUCCACUGGAUGGUCUGAACCUCCAUGACAGACGUCCAUUGGACGUCCAAUGGAGGUUUUCGUUUUAUGUGGGUACACACAAAAGAUCUUUUAUUUAAUCCUUUUCUUAUCCGAAUCUUUUUUUUAAUUCACUUAAAUUAUUCAAGAUGGCGGACUCUUGUCACGCUCUCUUAUCGGUAGAAAUGUCUGCGCAGUAGCACACCUUGUUACUUCCACCAUGCAUACCACAUGAUGAACUCCGGUUUCGCCGGUAUUCGCAUUGUCGAUGCUACCGGGAACGUGAGUCUUUCUUCGCUGUUCGCUGUACUUGUGUAUGUUUGAUAAUUAAUUUACUGGCCAGAUGAGUUCCACAUUUUGUAUUAAGUGUCCCGUAUGUACAAUGCCAAUAUCAUUAAAGCAAAUGUAUAGCACAAGCUGUGGACAUUUAUUUCACUUUGUUUGUCUGCUGGAAUGGUUUGAUAGAGUGGAUUGUUGUCCACUGUGUCGCGAAGCGAUACUAUCACCUAUCUGUAUCAGGAGAGUUCAUCUCGUACUUACAAACGUUGUAUCCAACAUCGUGUUCGACCAUGAAUUCGACGAUAACGUCUAUGAUGACAAUGAAUACGCCAAUUUUACUGUGUCUGACUUGAGAAACAUGAUUAUCUUCUUGAACUAUAAGUAUGAACACCAUGAAUUUUAUGAGUGGAAACAUGAAGACAGAAAGAUAGCUUUGGAAUUACGAAACCAUAAACUUCAAGAAAAAAUGCAAAAUAUGGACGUCAAGAUCAAAGAGCAACAUAAUAUAAUUUCUCAUUUAAAGAAAAUUGCAAACUUUCCAGCAAAUAUUUCUUCAGAAUAUGAUGAUCUUAAAAAGGCACUGCUUGAAAGAGAAGAAAAACUCCAUAAACUCAAACGGGAAAACAAAGAAUAUCGAAAGAUUCUCAUAUCAAAAUAUGCAUUUCUAAAACAUCAACUGUGUGAAGUGCAGUCGUUAUUACAAGUAGAAAGGAGUGACAUUACUAACUCUCAAGAAAAGUCUUUACUGGGCAUGAACAAAAUACUUGUGAUAUCCUCUACGAUAUGUGUUACGAUUAUGAUAGGAUUUCGAAUUUGGAGACGAAUUUAAGGUACAUCUCUUUUCGGCUGAUGACUUUAGAACAGUAACUGAUAAGAGCAUUACAUUAGGAUUUUUAAGUAUACUUGUUUUUAUGAUACUUUUGUACAGUUCUUACCAGUUCUAUUACUUUCUUACUGUUUGCUGUUAUUCACUUUUAUCAAGGUAUUUUAUCAACCACUGCAAGUUCCUCACAAUACAGCACUAGAAAAAAUACUAUAAAGAGAACGUAUAAAGGCAUAAAAUAUGACAACGGAAAGGCCAUUAAUAAAAUAAAAGCUUACACGACAAUACCUUG